AUGCCUAGCCCUUUAUUCCACCCUGACAUCAUGGACCACGACGUGGUGAUUAGCAGCCAACACAACGGGGUCGGUCUGCCCCGAGAAACGGACCAAGAGUCCCGGGACGAGGACCACCAGGAGGUGCUUCGCUUCGCCCUCGACCAGCUGUCACUCAUGGCCAUGGAAAAGGUGGACUGUGGAGGUGGCGGCGGCGGGCUGGUCGACACCUUGGACGGUACCCAAGCCUCCGGAUCGGAGGGUUACGUGGACCUCCAAAUGUCCCGGGACUCUCCGAGCUCCUGCUCUCCGUCCCCGGAGUACUACGGCUCGGGCGGCUACCACAUGGCCGGCGGCUCGCACCCGAUGCUCCACGGGGAACAAAGCGCCUCCGUCCUCUGCAACCGAAAGAGAAGCGUCAACAUGACCGAGUGUGUGCCCGUGCCGAGCUCCGAGCAUGUGGCGGAGAUCGUGGGAAGGCAAGGUUGUAAGAUCAAAGCGUUGCGCGCCAAGACCAACACUUACAUAAAGACCCCUGUCCGCGGCGAGGAGCCAGUGUUCAUCGUGACGGGACGCAGGGAGGACGUGGAAAUGGCCAAACGGGAGAUCGUCUCUGCAGCCGAGCAUUUCUCCAUGAUUCGAGCAUCCCGUUGCAAAGCGGGAGGGUCCGGAGGUGGAGGAGGCGGAGGAGGGGGAGGCUCACUUCCUGGACCACCGCACCUCCCUGGACAAACAACCAUUCAGGUGCGGGUACCCUACAGAGUGGUGGGUCUGGUUGUGGGUCCGAAAGGAGCCACCAUCAAGCGCAUCCAGCAGCAGACCCACACCUACAUCGUGACGCCCAGUCGAGAGAAGGACCCCGUGUUCGAGGUGACCGGCAUGCCCGAGAACGUGGACCGGGCCAGAGAAGAGAUCGAGACCCACAUCACGCUGAGAACCGGAACCUUCGUCGACCUGCAGGGAGACAACGACUUUCACACCAACGGGACCGACGUCAGCCUAGAGGGCCUGGGCGCCCUCAGCGCGGGCCUGGGGGCGUCCCUGUGGUCCCGGGCCAGCAACCAUCAUUCCGCACCCCCACCUCCUGCACCCUCCCCGCCACCCGCCGCCAUCCAGAUGUCUGUGAACCGUAAGAUGUCCUCCUCGGUGGCCUAUCACGCACACAACGGCGCGAUGAGUUCCGACGGUUAUGGCGGGGGCCGCAAGGGCAACGAGGGGGCCAGCCCAACCAGCCCCUUCAGCACAGGUUCCAGCAGCGCUGGGGCAGGAUUCACUUUUGGCGGCGACUCCACCCCGCUCCCUUCCUCAGAGGAACUGGGCUUUGAAUACAGCGCUUCCAACAUCUGGGCUCCCUUUGUCAACGGCGCCAACAAGUCAGGCGGCCCCUCGCACCCUCAGCCGCCGCUCCGCCGCAACAGCAGCGGCUUGAGCGGCGGCGCCAUCACGCCGCGUUUGUCCCCGACGCUGCCCCAGGACGUCGUCGCCAGCUCGCUGGAGCACCCGCUGGCCCGCCGCGCCCAGAGCGACCCUCUGAGCACACUCUCCUGGCUGCAGUCGGGCAGCGCGGCAGGCGGCAGCGGUGGCUCCUUCUCCGGGGGCUCCAGCUCCAGUUCGGGCGGCUCGUCCACGGGUUACUCCUCCUGCUCGGCAUCCUCGCUGCCCGGCGGUUCACCCACCGACUCGGAGGGCGGCGCGGGCCUCAGCUCUGGGAUGCUGAGUCGGCUGAAAGGCGGGCCGGGCCCCGGCGUGGCAGGCCUGGUGGGCGCAGGCCCCGGGGUCAACAGGGACUGCUUUGUGUGCUUCGAGAGCGAGGUGACGGCCGCCCUGGUGCCGUGCGGCCACAACCUUUUCUGCAUGGAGUGCGCCGGGCAGAUCUGCCAAUCGUCUGAGCCCGAGUGCCCCGUGUGCCACACGCCCACCACGCAGUGUAUACGCAUUUUCUCUUAAUGGUGGUGGCGGCGAGAGCUGCGUGGAGGCCCCGAUUCACACUAAUAUCCUUGAACACAAAGUGGACCAUAAUAUUAAUAAUCAUAACAAUGCAGCAUUACCAGAGACAAUGAUGCUGAUGAAUAAUAAUAAUAAUAAUGACACUAUGGAUUUAUUUGGAGACGGUCUCAGUGGUGAAACUAGUGUCUUAUCUCUCUUCAGGCCUUCAUUUUGAGCUCCCCUCAUCUCUCCUUCCUUCUCUCAGUCUUUCCUUUUGACUGCUUUUGUACUUGGCCGAUAUUUUUUUCCAUGAAGCUGACAGAUGAGGCCUCAACUUUUUACUUGCGUCCGCUCAUGCCUCCAAUUUCUCGCGCUCCUUCUUUGCCGUUGCGCCCUUGUUUGCGACAGAAAUCCGGAGGUGUCAAACUCAUCUUUGUCUGGAUCGUUGUAGUUCGGUUGGAAAUGAUUGCAGUGCUUUCUGGAGCUGUGUAAUUGUCUUAGACAACAAAUGACUGGGUAACACAUUUUGGCGAGUCCGUUUCUUUUAAAAAUGUAGUUGGAAACAAAAACCACUUGUAAUACUAAAAAUGAAGACUAGUGGUUCUGGUUUGAGCGCGGAAACCACAAAAGCCGCAUAAAAUGCGGCGGGUCGAUUCAGGCCUGCAGGCCUUGAGUUUGAGACCUAUGACACUAAUCCGAUUGUUUGGUUGCGACCGGGCGUCCCCCCAACCCCCAAUCCUCCGUGUUGUGGCCUCAUAGACUGAAAGUAGCCAUCAAGCGAUGCCAAAUGUCUGUAGAAGUCAGCACAUUGUCUCUGCUGGAGGAGCCCGCUCAAACAUCACUUGACAAUCGUGCGUGUGUGUCCAUCUUUAGCCGCACAAAGCAUCCCUUCCCACCUUUUCAUUGUGUGGCUGUUUCUCUUUCAAAAAAAUUAUGUGUGACUGCUCCGGUUCACCUCCCCCCACGAAAGUCUCCAAGGCAGGAGCUGAUCCAUCCGCGCCCUCCCCCACGCACGCACACACACACACACACAUACUGCUCCCAGUCCACCCACAUCCUGUCUGUUACACUUGCAUGGGCUCCUAAAGUGCUUUCUGACUGUGGAGGCGUGCGCAUUACUGAGAGGGUUUGUGUGUUUGUGUCUCGCUGUUCCAGCAUGUUUGUUAGUGUGAGAGAGAACAAUCGUGUCAGUCAGAGAAGUCCGCUUGUUUGUGUGUUCCUCUCGCGUUAGUCUGAACGAGAGUGUGAGUUGUGUGCAAGGAGUGUCACAGUAUGUGAUGUGGGAGAAAAAUGUGGUUUUGUUUUCUAAUGACCUUGCAUUGUUUGUUUGUUGUGCGAGACUGUUACAAUGAGAGAUAAUUGACGAGAGAGUAUGUCCAUCAUUUGAAGAAUGUCAAUGUGUAUGUGUGUUUUUUUUCUGUGAAAGUGUUUCUGAUCCUUGUCGUGUGAGGAGUAUUUGUGUGAGUGUUUGGGUGUGGAUUAUUCUUUAUUUUAUUUUUUUCAGGUUUUUUUUACUAUGAGAGGGAGUGUGUUGUAAUAGUUGCUCCAACAAGGAGGGUCUUGUUUAAGGGUAGUUCCUUUUCCAUGCAAAAAAAAAAACAAACAUCAGGAAAGGUCAAUUGAAGUAUUUUCCAUGCACUGUCACUGCCCCCCACCCAAGUUGAAACCCCGCCUCCUCCCAUCCUGCCAUCUGAAUACCAACAAACAAAACACAAACAGCAGUUUUCAUGAGGGUCUUCCACCCCAUUCCGCAUACUUUAGCGGUGCACUACACAGACGCCUUUUUGGGGUAGGGAGGGGGGGGUUUCUCUUUUAUAGCGUUGCUAGCGUUUGUAUGCGCAUUGUGCUGGAAAACGUGAAGAAGCCAUGACAAAACUCAAUUGCGGUGACAUUAAAGGGCUUCCUCCUAGUUUGACUUUUGGGGCUGACCCACAGUAGGAAGACGGUUAUGUAUCCUUUCUGGCAGCUAGUGGCCAUCACCCACCCAGGGCUUCCACACACACACAGACCGACAGACACACACACUUUGUGUUCCAAUCCCAGCAAGCUGCAGAAUGUCGUCGUCACGCGGGAUUCGAUUAAAGCAAAAUGUCCGAGUGACGCCGAGGCUGUUACAUGGGCGCAUCUUAGAGCCCUGCUUAAAGACAGGAUAUUUCAACUUGUGUUGUUAGAGCCCAUGUGGCCAGUCAGAAUGUUAGACUUAAUGUACAGUACUUUCAUUGUUAAAAACAAAAAAAAAAACAGGUACCAUUUUUCCAGAUUGACUGCUGAUUUUUAUUUUUUUAAGACCAGUGUGCUCCCCUUCCCCCAUUUUCUUGCUUCAAGGUUUGAAAACAGGGUUUCCUGAGGCACGCUAGCCUGACCUCUGACCUUUCUUUUUUCUGAUUAGCGGGGGGAUUCAAAGACAAGCCUCUCCAACCUAGGGGGGCAGGGCGCGUAGCCGGUCGGGGGGGAGACUCCGCUCAAGCUGCCCCCCCCCCCCCCCCGCUUGCCUAUUUUUUGCUUUAAUUCUCUUUUGUACGCUCAACCAAAAUGUAAACCAUGUCAGCAGAAGUACCUGUGUGUGUAAAUAUCGGAACAAUCAUCGGCAUCUUGUUUUUGCAAGCAAAAUGGCUUCUUUGAAUACGAGGACUUGUAUCAUUAUUUGUAAGUUAACCAUCUGCAUGUCAUUAGCUCAUUUUUAAGAUAUAAAACAAGAAACUUUUUACACAUUUUAUUUUUACAAUUGAUUUGCUUACCUAAAUAUCCCAGACAAUAAUGUGACCGUUUAUUACUUAAGAUUUAUUUUUAUUUUCUUUUUUUUUUUAAAUUUUCAUUAUUUUCUGUGUACUACAUAUAAGCAAUUUAUAACAAAAUGAGAAAAUUAUUGAAGAAAAUUUUAAAAUUGAAAUAUAUUUUAUUUGAAAGUUUAUGGACCUUUUAACCAAGAGCCAGGAAAAAUUGUAUCAUGGUAUAAUUUGAGCUGGUUUGACGGUUAUGAGAAAUGUAUCAAGAGUUUUAUUUUUUAUGCUUCUUUAAUAAAGUCUUGGUUUUUGGUUUCAUUUUUUACUGUAAAAUGAUAAUUUGCGUCUUGUCUUUAUUUGUGCUGUUUGGUUGACAUGUGGGACACGUCUUCUGCAGGCAUACAAAUAAAACUUUUUGUACCUUG
This is a messenger RNA of Syngnathus typhle (broad-nosed pipefish), 5053 nucleotides long. Its product is annotated as RNA-binding protein MEX3B. NCBI's taxonomy places the organism in Eukaryota, Metazoa, Chordata, Actinopteri, Syngnathiformes, Syngnathidae. Gene Ontology annotation, molecular function: RNA binding. The coding region runs from base 1 to 1926 and encodes 641 amino acids. The record is from RefSeq and is a predicted model, not a curated record. The transcript has 3 exons.